ACAGCUUUAAGCAGCUCCGCGCGCUCCCGCGGGCGGCAAUCACGAUCACUUUUUGGCACAACACCUGGCGCUAAGGGGGCAAAACAAUCGCAUGAGUGCUGCUGUUUGACUGAGGAAGAAUAAUGUAGUCGUGGGUUCUUCUUCUAAGAAGCAAAGCAAAGAUGUGGAGCCUUCAGAAUCUCCUGUUUACCAUCUGCAUUGCUCUGAUAUGUGUGACCAGUGCAGUAGGGGUGAUCCAUGUGACUGGAUAUCUGGGGAGUAAAGUUAAAAUUUCCUGCUCUUAUGAUAAGGGUUAUGAAUCUUAUGAAAAGUAUCUGUGUAGGAACAACUGUCAUGACAGUGAUGUUCUUAUUACAACAUCGGAAUCAACAAAAAACAAAUACAAGACCCAUGAUGACAAAACGGCACGAAUCUUCACAGCAAUCAUCUCUGAUCUUCAUUCUACGGAUGCUGGCAAAUACUGGUGUGGAGUGAGCAAAAAUUGGAACGAUAUCUACACUGAAGUUAAGCUGGAAUUGGUACCAGACAGCUGCUGUGACAGUGUGACAAAAGUUGAAAGUUAUGCAGGAUAUUCAGUGUCCUUCAGUUGUCCGUAUGAGUCAAGGUACCAGAACAACCUGAAGUACAUCUGCAAAGGAACCCGGCCCUCCAUAUGUCUGGAACAGGCACUAAUCACCUCUUACAACAAGCAAAAAGGGCGAUUCAGACUUGAUGAUGAAAAUAUGUCAACCAAAUUCACAACAAAGAUUAGCAGUUUGACCCAAAGUGAUUCAGGGCGUUACCUUUGUGGCAUCCAAAGAAACUCUGAACUGCAUGAUUUUCGUGCUUUUGAGCUGAAAGUUAAAGACCACUGCUGUGAUACUGUGACCAAUAUUGAAAGUUAUGAGGGAUAUUCUAAGUUCAUCAAUUGUCCUUACGAAAGUCAGUACCAGAACAGCCUGAAGUACAUCUGCAGAGGAAACCAGCCCUCCACAUGUCUGCAGCAGGCACUGAUCACCUCUAACAACAAAGAAAAUGGACGAUUUAGUCUUGAUGAUGAAAAGAUGUCAAGAAUAUUCACAGUGACAAUUAGCAGUUUGACCCAAAGUGAUUCAGGGCAUUACCUUUGUGGUGUUCAAACAAACUCUGACCAUGAUGUUUUCUCUGCUGUUGACCUGAACGUCAAAGAGUGGUGCUGUGUCAGUAAAACUGAAAUAACAGGUACUGUGGGACAGCCACUAACUCUGCAGUGCCCUUAUCCUUCACAACAUCAGCAUAACAGGAAGUUCCUCUGUAAGGGAGACCACCGCAACAGCUGCAGAGACAUGGCGAUGAGUCAAAGCAGAUUCGCACUACAAGAUGAUGCUUCUUCCAGCACUUUCGUUGUGAUAAUCUCAAAGGUGGAAGCAGCUGAUGCUGGGACAUACUGGUGUGGGUCAGACUCACAGUGGAGAGUUGGAAACUACACCAAGAUUCAGUUGUCAGUCGUCUUUCUGCAGCACACCAGCACUGUACCUUCUACAGUAAAAACUCCUGGAAAAACUGUACCUCCUACAGUAGAAAAUCUUGUAAAAACUCAAACUUCUACAAUGAAAGCUCUUGAAAAAACUCAAACUUCUACACUGAAAACUCUUGAAAAAACUCAAACACAAACUCCUGGUCAACCUGUUAAAGAUGCAGCACUUUAUGUUCCUUUCACCAUUCUCCUGUGCUGCUGCUAUUGAUAGGCAUCCUUGUGGUUGUAGUUUACAAGUGGAAAUAUCACAAAGUAAAAGAAGAUGAAGCCAUCGUGGACAGAAAUGCACCCAAGGCAGAAAGUUUAGAGGAAGUGAUGGGUGCAAUGGAAAAUGAUAUUUAUGGAAACCAAGAAGUUGUGAUGUACUCGAAGAAGCAGACCUCCAAACAACAGAGUGCCUGUGCCCAAUAUGAAGAUGAAGAACAAGACUAUGAAAACUUCACAACAUCUGAAGACAUCUACUGUAAUGAAAAUUUCCAUCUAGCCAAUAGAAAAUAAACAGUCUAAGGAGUUUGGAAAGAAACACGUCUGGACUUUAGAGAAUUCCACCAAUUGCUCUUAGAACUAAAGAAGCUUCUCGGAUGAGAGAUAAAACAUGUUCAAGAAACUUCCAGAUGCUUUUCUUUCCAGCUCCUUAGACUGCGAUGACCUGGAUGAACCUUCACAGACAUAAAAUAAACAGAGUGUUAAUUUGAAGUCAAACUGUGGGUCUUACCUGUAUAGAGAUUAAUCUACUUGAUUGAUCAUUAACAGUUACACAACAAAUCUUAAUAUACAGUGAUCCAGCCGUCUUAUUUUCUCAGUGAAACUUUGUUGUGUUUACUGUUUUAUCAUCACUUCUUACUCUUUUUCUAUUAGCUUUAACUUUUAUUGCUUAGUGUUAACAGCAAUCUGCAGUCUUUUCAUCAAAAUUGAACUCAAAUGCAAAUGACUAACACGAGUGCAAAUUAAAUAAAUAGGCAAAGCAAAAUGAAUUCCAGUGUUGGACCAUUUAGUAAUAAGUUUUAUAGCACAGUCAUUUUAAAUCUUUUGUUUAUUUUUGCCCUAUUUUAAUGUAAAUUGCCACAUUGUCAGAGUCUGUCAGUUCCAGAUAUUUGGACAGAAAUCGAGCAGUGAAAUGUUGAAAAGUUAUGUUUACUAAUUGCAAUUUUCAUGUAAUUUUUUUUCUGUUUGUUGCAACUGAAAUUUACCAGGUGCAGUGCUUUUAUUAACUGAAUUAUAUUCAUGGUAAUGCUGUAUUUAGCUUAAAUUUAUAAUAACAUAUUUAUAUUUUUAUUAUUAUUUUACAUUUAUUAUUAUUUCAUAUCAUUAGUUGACAUAAAUUAGCCUUUUGCCUUAGUAAACAAGAGCAUAGCACUAUAUUCCCGAGAUAUGUAAAGUAAAAAUAAAAUACACCAAAAGAAAAGGAAAAGAAAAAUCCACAAAACUCUUGACCUGAUCAGUUACUCAAACUAAUCCAACCUUUUCUGAUUUGUAGAGAAUUUGUUGCUGCUUGACUAAAAUCAUGAACUUUAUUUUUUCCAGCUUCUCUGAAGAAAAUUAAACCUGUUUUCAAAAGUUACACUUUCAGUGUCACUUGUUAAUGUGUCACAGUGAGCACUCUGCUGGUGCUGUUUUAUCACUUCAAAUACCCUCUCCUCUUGAAUAUUAGCAUAUAUCACUGGGGAGACUGCUUAAAUCUAUUUGUGAGUGAAGAAGUAAUCCUUGAAUUUGUGGAAAUGUUGACAAAAUUGUUGUAGCAUUCAGUCCUUCACACUGACAAGUUAUCAGCCAACAUUUACAAGUUUGCUCAGUAUACCACAUCCAAAAACUGCAAGGUUGCAGCUCAUAGUCACACCUACCUACUAAUCACAGAGUAAAAAAUGUAGCUUAAGUACAGAUUUCUUGUACUAGUUGUGCUACACAAAUGUGCUGAAGAGGUCUGCUUUGGUAUCCAAAUGAAAGAAACAGCUGAUGAAUUGUCAAAAAAAGUGAGAAAAGAUAUGUAGAAAAGUUACCAAAAGUUACUUUCUGUGUGGAGUUUGAAUGCUCUCUCCAUCCAUGGGUUCUCUCUGGAUUCUUCCCACAGUCCAAAUACAUGCUAGGGUUUACCCUGGCUUUUGGCCUAUGGCAUCUAGGAUAAGUUCCAGACCUUGAAUUGGAUAAAAAAAAUGAAUGGAUGGAUUUUUUUCCCUAGUUUUUUAAAGACUAUGGCACUACAUGGUGAGGAGCUAAUGAGCCAGAAUAGAAAAACAGAAAACCACAAAGGAACUUUGGGGAGUGCACCCAUCUAUGUGAAGGUUAGUGUGUCCUUGAAUGUGCUUGCUAAGGAAACAACAUGUAGUCUUUUUAUGACUUGUUUUGCUGACCACAGUGAACACGAGGGUGAGCGCACGUGUAGCCCCUGUGACUAAGCAUGUAAUUUCAAUGUUGCAAUAUGCUUGUGUGACUACUAGAUAACUAUAGGGGCAGUCCCCUUAAGGGGCGCCCAGAGCCAUCAUAAUGAACAGACUCAGGAAGUGCUCCUCAGAUCCACUUGGUGCUUGCUGUGGCUGCGUGUAGUGUGAUCUCCCAAUGCACAUUGGUAAUAAAGC
Molecule: messenger RNA, 4068 nt
Organism: Oreochromis aureus
Lineage: Eukaryota; Metazoa; Chordata; Actinopteri; Cichliformes; Cichlidae
Product: polymeric immunoglobulin receptor-like
Exons: 10
Coding region: 162-1703 (513 amino acids)
Source: RefSeq, a predicted model, not a curated record